Messenger RNA from Penicillium oxalicum, 963 nucleotides. RefSeq lists its product as uncharacterized. The record is from RefSeq and is a predicted model, not a curated record. The coding region runs from base 1 to 963 and encodes 320 amino acids. The transcript is spliced from 2 exons. NCBI's taxonomy places the organism in Eukaryota, Fungi, Ascomycota, Eurotiomycetes, Eurotiales, Aspergillaceae.
AUGUCCACUGCCGAGGAGAUAGAAUCGAUCAGGAAUGGCGCAGCCGACUAUGUCGAGAAGGAUCCCCGGGAUCUAGUUGCGAAUGGAUUUCGCCCCGUAUGGACCAUGGAGGAUGGCUACCCUGGGCCACUGCCGGAUGACAUCGCGGAAGUUUUCGACCCUGAAGAUCCUCGUGAUAAGGUCCCAAGGCUGGUUGGACCCAUGUCCAGCCUGUUUUGGCUGGCAGGCCUCGAUGACCUUGUUGCAGCCAUUGACAGUCCCGAGUUCACCAUGCAGGACCAAGUUAUCAGGAUUCCUUACAAUGCGCGUAUCCGAACUAUGCUGCCUCUGCUCCACGAUGAAGGAAGAAUUCUCGGGGCGGUUUACCGAAAUUACUUGAUGCCUCCACCAGUUCUGUCGGUGGCCGGUUUUCCAGCCAGGCAUGUUCCGAUUCCUCCGUCAAUCACCUCGACCGUCAAGACAUACGACUUGGAAAAUUUGUUUCCUUUCUGCAAUCCACAACCAUUCCCUCAGCAAGUACAGUCGAUCAAGAUCACUCAGGAAUGGAAAAAGUCACGGAAUGCCGAGAGAUUCAGCGCAAUGUGCUCCCCUCGCUGGGUGGACUUUGGGCCUGGAAUCUAUACUACUCCUUCUCUUGAAUUGGCACUGGAAUACGCAGGCAGAGAAGGCGCCGUGAUGGUAUUCCGAAACCCAGAUUUUCGGUCACUUGAAGUUUGGGAGCCCAAUGCCCAGGAAUGGUCCACAGUGACCAGGUAUUGGACUGGGCGUCCCCUUUCAAAUCCAAGCCAGCAAGCCCCCAGUGGCUGGAAGAGCGCCGAUGUUAUCAAAGGCUCGACGACAAAGGAAGCACCCCGAGGCGGGGACCUCCUUGUUCCCAGUAACGACACGCAGGUCGUCGUGAGAACUUGCCCGGCAACUUCUCUGCUGGCCGCUUCACUUGCACUGAUUAUCUGGUUUGACUGA